Molecule: messenger RNA, 1939 nt
Organism: Cucurbita pepo subsp. pepo (vegetable marrow)
Lineage: Eukaryota; Viridiplantae; Streptophyta; Magnoliopsida; Cucurbitales; Cucurbitaceae
Source: RefSeq, a predicted model, not a curated record
UGCUCGACGGCGGAAGGGUUCUUGAGAUAUCUACUCGAAUCCCCGUCGUUUGAUUUAAUUUUUCAAAGAUAAACACUUCUUUCUUCCAGAGGACUGAGAUUUUGGAGAAUUUGAGUGAAAUCGUUAGGUAGGAGCUACAAUGGAGGAAGAGAAGAAGCCACUGAGGGCGGCGACGGAACCUCCUAGCAGCCAAGUUCAAGAGAUUGAAGAAGAAAGCGGCGUAAAAGAAGAAGCGCCUUCAAAAAGUAGCGGCGGAGGAGGAGGAGGCUGGGGAGGUUGGGGAUUCUCUGCGUUUUCUGUUCUCUCAGAUCUCCAGAAGGCCGCCGAAGAGAUCUCCCGAAAUGCUGCUUCCGUUGCACAGACAGCAGCUAAAAGCAUCGUAGACUUGAAAAAUGAAGAUGAGGAGGUGGAGCCUUCCAAGGAGAAAGAAGUAGAAGAUUCUGCAGCUGAAAGUGAAAGUGAAGACGAGAAUGAUAAGCUACGAAAAUCUGCCUUGGAUAAAUUAGAGAAGGCCAGCGAGGAUUCAGUUUUUGGCCAGGGCUUAAAGGUGCUGGACACUUCUGUGGAGAAUAUAGCUUCGGGAGCAUGGAAAGCCCUGGGAAGUGCAUUGAGGGGGGGCAGUGAUUUCGUUCACAAGCUUGAGAAUUCAGCUGCAAAUAUUGCAGAAACCAUUCAACAUCAAGGAAUACCAGCGGCAGCUGGUUCUGUUGCACCAUCAUUAUUGGAGAAAGGGAAGGCUCUCACAACAAAGGGAAUGGAAGUUCUUGAGCUUGUUGGAAGGGAAACCAUGGAUUUACUGAUUACAGAGACUGGCAUUGAAGUUGAGAAGACCUCUAAUGAAGGCGAACCACAAGCCAAGGAGGAUCAAUUAGAAGAUGAUGAAGUGACAUUCGAUCGAUGCUUUUAUAUAUAUGGAGGUCCAGAACAGUUAGAGGAGUUGGAGGCCCUGUCCAACCACUAUACUUUAUUAUUUAACCGAAGGAAAGGAAAAUUAUCUCAGGACCAGAAAUCUAUGUAUGAUGGAAAGCUUAAACAGGUCCAGCAAGUUUUCAGUUUGAGUAAUGAAAUGGAAGGAAGCAGUUUAACAUUAGAAAAAGGUAAAAAGUUGGAAGUUGGAGAAGAGGGAAAUGAUGAGAUGAAGAGUUUAUAUGAUUCUAGUGUCAGCAAGGCUGCUGAAAUGGCCGCAGGGUUUGGAAGUUCCAUAACCGAACUCGCUGUUCCUGAAAUUAUGCAAAGGACCGUCGACAGAUUAGAAUCGCUUCAUUCGGAAGGAGUCCAUAGACUCUCAGAAAUGUGUUAUUUUGCCGCGUCUCAAUUGCUGAAGCUUGGAAAAUCCAUUAUAACAAAUGCUAACAAAGUUGAGGACGACGACGACGACGAUGACGUAAAAAUCCAAUGGCCCGAAGAUUCUGUUGAAAAAGCUGAAAUCAUUAGAUUAAAGGCUCUAUCCAUGACAGGAUAUAUAGAUUCACUAUCCAAUAGCUUCAUUACAGGCCUUUCGGACGUGUCGAAAGCGUAUCAAGCUGCCAUGAGCGCUGCUCCAGCCAAUUCUCUCAAAGGUCCUCUACAAACAUCAGUACAAGACAAGGCCGAUGCCUUCUCCGAGCAUCUUCGUGCCGAUCACACCACAGCUUUCUGCAAAAUCCAGGACGGGCUUCAAUACUUGUCAUAUCUUGUUCUCUCAACCUCAAUGCCAUCUGCUUGAAGAAUCAGAGACCACCAAACAUUAAACCGGUAUCGACAUGGAAACUCAUGAAUUUGGAGCAAAGGUUUUUUCUAUUUGAUCCAAGUUUGCUGGUAUGUUUUUAAGAUCUUUAGUUUAGCAACUCUUUCAAUAUUAUUGUGGAAGAUUGUCAUGGGAAAUGAAAACAAUCAUUACAGGCCUGCCUUGUUUAAAAUACAUCAAAAAAUGAAAUUAAUGCUUCGAACUUUAGGGUUA